AUGGACACACAGAAAUAUCGGUUGCCCGACCACAUAAAUGGCAAUGGAACCAAAGUCACUCUAGAUACUCGGCGCGAGCACCUCGAGCGAAUUACGCGUCCGCCAUCUCCCAAGGAGUACCCCCCUCUUCCCUCCUCGCCUCCUGCUGCUCCUCCCUCUCACUCACCUUCGCAUUCCUUCUCUUAUUUUACCCAGGGCCACAAUCGGCCCGGAUCAAUAUAUACUCUUUCCCGGGUGUCGUUUGCGAACCAGCUUGCUCAACUGACUAUGCUUGGGAUUCCCGAUGCCGAGGCCCUCUCCAGCAAAGUGUCGUCUAUCCCAACAGCCCCAGUGGCUUCCAAGGCGUUGAUCAAUGCCGCUGAGCAGAUCCGGAGCUGGAUUUCCAAAGCCUUGGAGGUGGUUAGUGGAUUGGACAGUGAGGAUGAUGUCGAGUGGGCCGCUGCUGGUGGCCGUGAAGGUCUAGAGGAGGUUGAGAGCGCCAUUAAUCGAUUCGAGCAUCUCAUCAACGCCUAUGUUAAUGCCAUCGAUGAACUACAAAACCGACAUGAUAUCGCGACCGUCUCAACAGACGACCUCAGGCAGGCUGUUACUCAGAUGGAGGCCAUAGCUGAAGAAUGGGGCCGGAUAAAGCUAACCUUGCAAAGUGUGCGGAACCAGGUUGAAAUUGCCAUGGAGUGGGAGGAGCUUUGGAACAGCGUACUGGGCGAUAUACAGGGCGAGAUGGAGGAGCUCACGCGGCUCGUCUUCGAGAUGGAAGAGCGUCGCCACAAGAGCCUUGCCGUCGUUGCAAGCGGCGAUAACGUCGAUAUCGGAGAUCUCGAGACCAUCGUUGAAGAUAACCCUAUCUCGGCCGCCCGGCUGGCGCCCUCGAACCGCUUUAGUCUGGCCCUGCCGCUAACCCCCAACUCGCCGGGAACUUCGACCCUGUCUCAGGAUGAUUCCAGUCUGCUCGCCCUCUUUGCCAGGAUGCAGCCCUUGAGAGCUUCCCUAGACUUUUUGCCCAUGCGACUCUCCGUCUUCGAGGCGCGGGCGAAGCACGCCUUCCCAACCGCAUGUGAAGAAUUGGAAAUGCGCCGUGAUGGCCUAGAUGGAAGCUAUAAGAAGCUGGAAAAGGAUGCCGAGUCCCUGCGCAAGGAGCUUGGUGAGGAUAGAUGGGUCAUUGUCUUCCGAGGCGCAGGACGGCAGGCUCAAAAGAUGCACGAAUCCGUCGAGCGGUCUCUGAUGAAGCUGAGGGAGGCAAUCGACUCAGGCAUGCAUUUGACGAACCAGCCUUCCAUUGCCAAAAAGAUUGAGAGCUACGAGGCAAAGAAGACCCAUUAUGGCCCUGCCAUUGAGCGUGUCCUGGCCAUUAUUGACAAGGGCGUCAAGGAUCGCUUGACCGUCAACGGCGAAAUCCUGCGUCUUCACACGGAAAUGCAAACGCGAUGGGCGUCGCUGAAGCUCGACGUUGCAGAGAUGGAUGCCGUUCUCGAGGAUAUUUACGCAGAAAGAAAGAGUCAGCAGCUGCGAGAUUCCAUCUCCAGUAUGCUCUCCAACGACAGAUCAACCAGUGGCAGCGGCAUGGAGACCCCGGGAAGCUCUCCGCCUUCGUCAGUGAUCAUGACGACGCUUGGUCUCGAUCCGCAUACGCCUGCACGGAAAUAUACUGGUAACCAGCUUCGUUCGCCCAAUGCGAGCGGCUCUAGCCUCCGGUCGACUUCAAGCAGGAGGGACUCGUCGCUACCGGCUCCUGUCACAAAGCUUUCCAAGAAGCCUGGAACCAGACACUCUACAUAUUACCCCCCUUCUGCCUCCUCCUCGACUCUUCGGCCUUCGUCCACUAUGGGGCACCGGCCCCGAUGGAACACCUCCUCCAAUAACCUAGAAGGUGAGGCUCGCAGCCCGUACAGGACGCCGGCGCCCCAAAGGUCAACGUCGGCCAUCACGCCGAUAUCUACCUCCAAGCUCCCCACCCCUCGAAGCUCUCUAACACGCGCUGGCUCUGAUUCCCCCAUGUCGGAAUCGUUUCCCAGGUCGUUUUCCAGGGGUGGCUCUCGACUGUCGUUCCGUGAGCGCCUCACGUCCCCUGGGCCCUAUUCUCAAAGCAGCAUGGCAAAGCAACAGCCAGCUCGUCGAUCCAACGUGGGGCCAUCUUCUUCGACCCUGAACCUGGAUAGCCUGAACAACCGUCCCAGCAGCUCUUUGGCUUCAACCCGCCGGAGCAGCUUGUUGCCAAUGCCGAGGGGCAGGCCAGACUCAACCCGUGGAUCGAGCCCUCUUCCCAUUUUCAGCCGGUUUAGCUCUCGCAAAUACAGCGACAAUUCACCCGAGCCAAAGGAUCUCAAGCCCAGGUGGCGA
Molecule: messenger RNA, 2337 nt
Organism: Trichoderma virens Gv29-8
Lineage: Eukaryota; Fungi; Ascomycota; Sordariomycetes; Hypocreales; Hypocreaceae
Exons: 2
Biological process (GO): establishment of spindle localization; nuclear migration along microtubule; mitotic spindle orientation checkpoint signaling
Cellular component (GO): cell cortex; spindle pole body; mating projection tip
Source: RefSeq, a predicted model, not a curated record